CACAUCUCUAUUCUCCAGGUUCAGUGUCUGUUCUCUCAGUCUGAGCUCCAUCAUGAAGCUGCUUGUGUUUCUUCUGUUGCCUUGCCUCUCUCUGGGUAAAGUUUCGCCAGGGUUUGGAAAUUGCACAGAGUUCUUUUUGAAUAAAGACCCUCCGGAAUUCACACCACAAUGGGGCACCACAGUCGAGAAGAUCUGCCAGUGUGUUCGGCACGACAAGAAAAAGAUAACGUAUCAUUAUGCAACUUUGUACAACACAGAUUGGAAGAUCCCCAUCUACUCAGCGUAUGUGUUUCAUGGGUAUGCAAGUGUCGCUAGGGUUGAUCGUUGGUACAUCGAACCUCAGCUGGAUGGACAUACUGAAGAAUGUAUGGCACCUAAACAACUAAAAACCAUUAAUAAUCAGGCCGUGAAGAGUGACUAUGAGGUGUCUUAUAUGUUAGGCAAUGAGGAGAUUUGCUAUGACAAAGGUCACCUGUACCCAGUUCAGCACACACAUGAUGAAUUCUCCAUGCUGGCCACCUCCACCCUGACCAACGCCGCUCCACAGAACUCUUGUUUCAAUCAGCGUAAAUGGAACCAACAUGAGAAGGUUGUUAUUAAAGAUCUGGAGUCCUGUAGUAACGCUUAUGUGGUGACUGGUGUAGUUCCUGAUCUCACCAAACCAAAACUGAAUAAUAAAGUUCCUGUCUCAAUGUAUUACUGGAGAGCCACCUGUUGUCUGAAGAACAGUGUGUACACAGGGAAGGGCUACUUUGGACCUGAUAACAACAACAAAGUGAAGCAAUUAUCAAUUAAAGACCUACAGAAUCAGCUGGCCAAAGAUUACAACGUAACUAAAGUUGUAAUUUUCCCAAGCCUACCAACACCCCCUGGGUCCAAAAGACCCCUGGUAAAUGUUGGUUGUGUCUAGUUUAGCCUUCAGCCUAUGAGCUAAAAAAAGAAAAUUUGACAUUUAUAUACAGAUCUUCCCAUCUUUGUCCACUUCACUGUUGCCCUGUUACUGGAUUAACAUGCAUGCAAUGCUGGAUAUAUAAUCAGUGACAUUUAAUAAAGACUGUGUGCAAAUGUG
Molecule: messenger RNA, 1069 nt
Organism: Pimephales promelas (fathead minnow)
Lineage: Eukaryota; Metazoa; Chordata; Actinopteri; Cypriniformes; Leuciscidae
Product: endonuclease domain-containing 1 protein
Molecular function (GO): hydrolase activity; metal ion binding; nucleic acid binding
Source: RefSeq, a predicted model, not a curated record